UUGGGUGCAUUUUAAAACAAGCCAAAUGACAAACUGUUGCUCUAUAAUAAGACCAACACUCUCUGAUGAGACUUAGGAAGAACCCAAAGUGAAGACUGAUAUCCAUGAAUUUCUAUAAUUCCAGUGCAAAUUAGUGUGAUGAUGAUAUAAAAGUCUGAGAGAAUGUGGGUCAUUUUUCUUCUACUGCCUCUAGGAUUGCAGCUCCAACUCAGCCAUUCCUGCCCAAGUAGCUGUGUGUGCCUACCAAAUGGGGAUGUGACAUGCACAGGAGCCAUCACUGAAAUCCCACACCUAAAAGCCAAUCAAACCUUCCGCCUGAAUCUUACCGACACUCAGAUAACAGUCCUUAAUCCCCGAAGUUUCCAGGAUCUUUUUCUGCUACUCCGCAUCGGAAUUAGGCAGGGUUCUCUUGCCACUAUCCACCCAGAAGCUUUUCAUAGUGCUUCUCAGCUCGUGUCAGUUGUGUUGUCAUCUAACUCUAUCUCUGUCCUUCCGCAAGGAGUGUUCAGUAGCCUGCCGAAUUUAGAACAGCUACGCAUUGACAGUAAUCGACUGACAUCCCUGCGUGCAGACCUGUUUCAACAUCUGGUUAGUCUCAGAACACUGGACCUCUGCAAAAAUCAAAUUGCAAGUUUGGAUGUCGGAAUCUUCCAGAAUGUGACAAGCUUGUAUGAACUGAAGCUGUGUGAGAACUUUCUACAGAAUAUCCCUCAAAUGUUGUUCCAAGACCUUAAGCAACUCAAAUCCCUAAUACUAUACUCCAACCAGCUGACGACUAUAGAGGAAGGUUCCUUUGAUAAUCUAAACAACCUGAAAUUGCUCAUGCUGCAUAAAAAUCUAAUCCGAGAAAUCCCUCCUCGACUUUUUUGGCACAUGCCCUCCCUGUUAACCCUGACUCUGUCUAGCAACCGACUUAGUUAUAUUCCAAAAGAGACCUUGUACUAUCUACCAAACCUUACUAAACUUACCCUCUACAAAAAUCCUCUACUCUCACUGCCAGAGCAGCUGGUAGGUCGCAUGCCAAGACUUCAGGAGCUUUAUUUGUAUGACACCAGUCUUACCACUGUUCCCUCCAACCUAUUUGCUAACAUGACUGGCCUUAGAACUUUAAAUUUCCACUUUAACAUGAAGCUUACCUCGCUACCAAAGGACCUUUUUUGCUGCUUACCCAAUCUCGUGAAGCUAUCGUUAAAAAACAACAUACUGCAGGAUUUACACCCAGAUCAGUUUUCAUCUCUAACCACUCUUAAGGAACUUCUACUUAAUGAUAACAUGCUCAAGUCCCUUUCCGCAAAGAUCUUUCGAAAUUUGCACAGUCUAAGCACGCUGGAGCUGAGCAACAACAAUCUGAAGAACCUCCCAGGAGAUAUUUUUGUGCCUGUCACUGCAUUGAAGUCUGUUGCUCUUGGGAACAACCAGUGGAACUGCACAUGCAGUAUUCUGGACAUUGCAAAAUGGAUGAAGGAAAACCGAAAGAUUGUUUCUGACAUGCAGGAUGUAUUAUGCCAUAAUCCUGUCCACUUAUAUAACGAACAACUCGUGGGGUUAACGAGUGACAGCCUGGGUUGUAACGUCUCCACUCCAAGAGUUCCUGUGACCACUACAAUAGCCCAACAUGUUUCUCGGACCACCACAGGAGGCCAACAUGUUGCUGGGACCACUACAGGAGACCUACAUCUUUAUGUGACCACUACAGGCAUACAUUUUUCAAAAGAAACAUCAUCUUUUACUGCCACAAAAUCCACUAGCAAUGCCCCUAUAGAUACUUUCUCACCAACCACUACUCUUUUAAAUCAUUUCACCUCACAACCCUCUUCUACAACUGCUUCUACUACCAAGGAAGUACACAUUGACGCUGCCAAGUCCAAAGUAUUCUAUAACAAGGUGGUCCUUGUUAAUGGUCCUGAUAUUAUCCAUAAUAAUCGCCACCAGCGCUGGGUGUACCUGUGGACAGUACCUUCUACUGGACUGUACAGUGGGUUUUUGAUGGCUUUGCAUGUUGUUCUUAUAGUCACUGGCAUUCUUCUGAUCAUAGCCAGUGUUUAUGCACUGUACCGUCUACACAAGGCUUUGCGGGAAAUAGGGACGACUCUUACUAGGAACCAUGCAGUCAUAACUAAAAGAUUUAAAGAUUUUAAUAGCAAACUCUAGAAAAAAGUACAAUGUACAGUUCAUUUCAUCUUAUAUAAUUAGUCUGUAGCUGCACUCGUUCUCAAUGACACAUUCUAUUGUCACUUUCACUCACUAUGACUGUCAGCUUGAACAAUGUAUGUUUAUUAAUUAUAACAGCAUGCUAUUAUGAUAUUUUUUGUGCAACUUGUAAGCUAAAAUAAAAAAAUAAAACUUAAAUCAAAUUAAAUAAAAAUACAAAAAUAAAAUAAAAUGUAUAGUGUGUGUAACAAUUGUACUGCAUUGAGUUGUUUUUCAUGUCAUAGUUCAUGCUUUUUAAUUACUGUUUUUGAAUCUUAAAUAAAAUUAAUUAUCAGAUGAAAUGAA
Molecule: messenger RNA, 2496 nt
Organism: Silurus meridionalis
Lineage: Eukaryota; Metazoa; Chordata; Actinopteri; Siluriformes; Siluridae
Product: platelet glycoprotein V
Exons: 2
Coding region: 163-2151 (662 amino acids)
Cellular component (GO): extracellular matrix
Molecular function (GO): protein binding
Source: RefSeq, a predicted model, not a curated record